GCUAAGAUCGUCUUUCGUCUUCGGUUUUUCCUUCCUUGGCAGUUUUCUCUCCUCGUCACCUGCCUGCCCCAUAGUCGAUAAUGGCUCGCACGAAGCAGACGGCUAGGAAGUCUACUGGGGGCAAGGCCCCUCGGAAGCAGCUGGCCACUAAGGCGGCACGCAAGUCGGCCCCUGCCACUGGUGGAGUGAAGAAGCCGCACAGGUAUCGCCCCGGAACGGUUGCACUCCGUGAGAUUCGCAAGUACCAGAAGUCGACUGAGUUGUUGAUCAGAAAGUUGCCGUUCCAGCGUUUGGUAAGGGAGAUUGCGCAGGACUUCAAGACCGAUCUCCGUUUCCAGAGCUCGGCUGUGCUCGCGCUUCAAGAGGCUAGUGAAGCUUAUCUGGUUGGUCUCUUUGAAGAUACCAACCUGUGUGCCAUCCAUGCGAAAAGGGUGACCAUUAUGCCAAAGGACAUCCAGCUGGCGAGGCGUAUUCGGGGAGAGCGUGCUUAAGAUGCUCUCACUUGAGAUUUGGCCAGCUUGAGUGUGUUGGCUCUUUUCAAUGGUGUAUUUAUACACCACCAAUGUUGUUUAGACAUCUGUCUUCUCUCCAAGUGUGCUCGUACCAUGACGUCCCUUUGUACAGCCUCAGGUAUGCGUGGUGGUUUCUUGUGUAUUUCGAGUGAGGUAAGCAGCGUGAAGAUGCGAGGGGAUUCAUGUUCUGCUCUGACGGUUUGCAAUGAAGAUGGGAGGGGAUUCGUGUGCUAAUCAGACGUUAUGCAUUGAAGAUGGGAGGGUAUUCAUGUGCUCUUGUUUUUCGACUGUUCGAUUGUAGCUAAGUCUCUGGGCCUUGGUGUCGUGGUGGUUUCGUGUGUAUUUCGAGUGAGGUAAGCAGCUUGAAGCGUGAGGGGAUUCAUGUUCUGCUAAUCUGACGCUAUGCAAUGAAGAUGGGAGGGGAUUCGUGUGGUAAUCAGACGUUAUGCAAUGGAGAUGGGAGGGUAUUCAUGUGCUUUUGUUUUGACUGUUCGAUUGUAGCUAAAUUUCUGGGCCUUGGUGUCGUGGUGGUUUCGUGUGUAUUUCGAGUGAGGUAAGCAGCUUGAAGAUGGGAGGGGAUUCAUGUUCUGCUAAUCUGACGCUAUGCAAUGAAGAUGGGAGGGGAUUUGUGUGCUAAUCAGACGUUAUGCAAUGAAGAUGGGAGGGUAUUCAUGUGCUCUUGUUUUUCGACUGUUCGAUUGUAGCUAAAUUUCUGGGCCUUGGUGUCGGUUUUCUAUUAUCGCUCGUAUGCCGAUUGAUCCGUUCGUUGCGGUGGAGUUUUAUGUUGUGGUUGUGGUAUGAGGUUACUUGUAUGAGAAUAUUAUGAAUACGAUGAACGAGGAAAAGAGGCGGUUGAGUAUGAAGGGAAGGCAUGCGGAAUGUCGGCGCGCUCUUGAGAUAAUACGUGGCAGGAAGGAGCGAAUGAAGAAGUAUGUCCUGUCGGGGGGGUGUGCUAGAGACAACACAAGCCAGUUAGCAGGGACGGUGUUGGAAGGCUCGUGAAUGACGGAGCUGGCGGAGGAAGCAGAGGUAGCUUUGAAUUGACAUAGUGACCGGACGGUAAAGAAGGCGUGUCGGGCGUAGAAGGACACAGAAGUGGGAGAUUGUACGAGGGUUUUGAAAGUCGAAUCCGAUACGGAUGACGAGGGUAUUGCGUUGGCAUUGAGC
Molecule: messenger RNA, 1679 nt
Organism: Chara braunii
Lineage: Eukaryota; Viridiplantae; Streptophyta; Charophyceae; Charales; Characeae
Source: the annotation of a GenBank genome assembly